Molecule: messenger RNA, 1524 nt
Organism: Parastagonospora nodorum SN15
Lineage: Eukaryota; Fungi; Ascomycota; Dothideomycetes; Pleosporales; Phaeosphaeriaceae
Exons: 2
Coding region: 1-1524 (507 amino acids)
Biological process (GO): regulation of DNA-templated transcription
Molecular function (GO): DNA-binding transcription factor activity, RNA polymerase II-specific; zinc ion binding
Source: RefSeq, a predicted model, not a curated record
AUGCAUAACGCAGAGGAAUCAUCGGCCGCACGGAGGAGAGCUUUCUCCCACAAGACUCGCACAGGCUGCAUCACAUGCAAGAAAAGAAGAAAGAAAUGCGACGAACAAAAGCCCAUGUGCCAAAGAUGCACGUCAGGCGGGUUUGUCUGCGACGGCUACACAUCUGUGCCUCCCAAGAAAUGGGAAGUCUCGUGUUUGCCUAUACUGGCAGCGAAAUCAAAUCGGCUUGUUUGCCCCUCACGAGGACCCUUGCUCGUCAAUCUGCCAGGGUCGUUGUUGGUCCCAGGGGAUCCUAUGGAAGCUUACUACUAUACCCACUUCUUUACGAACACAAUCCACGAUUUGGAGAUUUCGGAAUCACUGAACAGAAUUUUCUGGAAGAAGAAGUUCCAGAGCCCUAGCCAAAACGUGUUGUGUAUAAGGCAUGCAGUCAUGGCUCUGGGCGCCGUCCAUUGGCAAUUCACAACGUGCGAUCACAAGAGACCAUCAGAUAUUGAUAACUUUACCCUGCGGCACUACAAUGAAGCCAUCUCCGAUCUGCUACACAACCGAGAUUCCACAAACGAGUCAGCGAGUAAUCUGGUCACUAUCCUUACAUGUUGCAUUCUAUUCGCUCUUCUCGAGAGCUUGCGUGGCAACUUCAGCGAGGCGAUUCGGCAUAUCAAGUCCGGGACGGAGCUUAUCGCGAACUACAAACCCAGCAUUUAUCUACCUAGUCAUGAUUUCGAGGAUCUGGCAGCCAUGUUUCAUGCCAUCAGCGGCCAAGUUGGCCUUUUCUCCGAAGACCGCAUAUUUGCAGACGUUAGGCAAUUCAUAGCCCCGAAGAAGAAGCACCCUGGCAGGCUUCGGAAUCUCGUCGAAGCCGAAGAUGUGAUGAACAGUUUCGACGAUGACAUCGCUCAUAUCUCGUGGGACUUGGACCACGAUUGGGAGGAUGAUAAUGCCGAGUGCUGUAAGCAAUGGGACACCCUGCGACAACGCCUGGAAACAUGGGACCAUCAAUUCUUGACUAUUGUGAAGAAGCUCAUGGACUCUGGUGAAUAUUCCAAACACUUCGAAAGGAUUGCCAAUCUGAAGAUACAACACAAACUCUGGGAAUUGCUACUGGAUGGACCAGAAAGCUCAGUCGACUUUAAAUGUAGCGAAUCGCCCACAGAGAGCUCCGUCGAAUUCGAAUGUAGAGAACCACCCACCGCGAUACUUGACGCUGAGGAAUGCAACCUGCUUCUCGACGACCUCGAAUGCCUAUGGAACAAUUCAAGACGACCACUUUACGGACUUAAGACCGACCUUACUAUGGCCUUGUUUCAGUUCUAUGUUUUCUGCAUUGACGACUCAGUACGGCGAAGGAUAAUAUGUAUGCUACGCUCGCGGAGAAGAAGGGAGAUUCUAUGGGAUAGUUUAGAGCUGGCAGACUUCCUCGAGAGGGACCUGGCUCGUCGCGCAUGUGGUAUCCAAAAGGACAGAUGGCCGGACAUAGGCCCGUCUCCAGAUGACAGCGCAUUGAUUGUAUUCAAGACUUAG